AUGAGGAAAAUGGGCUUUGCGGAACAAUGGAUCUCAUUGAUGAUGCGAUGUAUUACAUCAGUUAAGUACAUAGUGUUACUCAAUGGUCAACCAAAAGGGAAAAUAACUCCCCGCCGAGGUUUACGACAAGGGGAUCCAUUAUCCCCGUAUCUCUUUAUUCUGUGUACGGAAGUUCUGAUAGGAAAUCUGAGAUGGGCAGAAGAACAUAAAAGUAUUACAGGCCUUAAGGUGGCUAGGGCAAGUCCAGCAGUGUCUCAUCUCUUUUUUGCGGAUGACAGCCUGUUUUUUUGUAGAGCGAAUGUUGACGAAAGUCGGGUGUUACUCCAAAUCUUGAAAGAGUAUGAGAUCACCUCUGGGCAGCAAAUUAAUUUUGGAAAAUCAUCAGUACAAUUUGGUCAUACGGUGGAGGCAAGCGUGCGGGCGGAGAUACAUCAAGUUUUGGGAAUUAGCAAUGUGGGGGGUGUCGGGAACUAUCUUGGGAUUCCAGAAAGCAUUGGGGGCGCAAAGACAAAGAUUUUUAGUUUUUUGGUAGAUCGACAACACCAACGAAUGAACGGUUGGAACUCAAAGUGGUUGUCAAAAGGGGGAAAAGAAGUUCUUAUUAAGUCAGUGGCUUCAUCGAUGCCUAUGCACGUAAUGUCAUGCUUUCGUCUGCCCAAAGGGAUUACGAAUAAGAUGACUAGUGCAGUCUCCAAUUUCUGGUGGAGUAAUAAUGGCCAAACUCGUGGUAUGCAUUGGAUGGCUUGGAAAAAGUUAUGUCGGCACAAGAAUGAUGGUGGAUUAGGAUUUCGGGUUAUUGAGGACUUUAACACGGCUUUACUUGCCAAACAACUAUGGCGGCUAAUAGACUACCCCGAAUCGUUAUUUGCACGAGUUUUCAAAGGACGGUAUUACCGGAACUCUACUCCUUUAGACCCUAUUAGAUCAUACUCUCCUUCUUACGGAUGGCAGAGUAUAGUAUCGGCUCGACCUCUGGUACAAAAAGGACUUAUUAAAAGGGUUGGUUCAGGAACAUCUAUCUCAGUUUGGGAUGAUCCAUGGAUUCCAGCUUCUAGCCCGAGGCCAGCCACAUGA
This is a messenger RNA of Microthlaspi erraticum, 1074 nucleotides long. The record is from the annotation of a GenBank genome assembly. NCBI's taxonomy places the organism in Eukaryota, Viridiplantae, Streptophyta, Magnoliopsida, Brassicales, Brassicaceae.